ACCCAGGGGACAAGACAAACAGAAAUGAGACUACCCAGAGGCAGUACUCCAUGUUGGACGAUAGAGGCGUGUACUGUCUGCUGAAGGGGAUUAAUGUUCAUAUGUGUACCGGUGUCGAGUGAACGUCUAGUUCGUGUACGGAAGCGCUAACGGUCCUCUCACAAUGGCCCAGUCAAUCCUCGACAUCAUGCCCGGAGCCUCGACAGGGACUGUGCAGGUCACUGAGCCUCUGAACUUCUGGGCUGGAAAACGAGUGAAACCCAGACAGGAGAAAAACGCAGAGCCCGUGUUUGAACCUGCGACUGGCCGGGUCUUGUGUCAGAUGGUACCCUGUGGGCAGGAGGAGGUGGAUGAGGCCAUUAAGAGUGCCCAUGCUGCCUAUCUGAAAUGGAGCAAGAUGGCAGGCAUGGAGAGAGCUCGGGUGAUGCUAGAAGCCGCCCGCAUAAUCAGGGAACGAAGGGAAAAGAUUGCAAAGCUGGAAGUGAUCAACAAUGGCAAGACCAUCACUGAAGCACUGGUGGACAUUGAUAUUGCCUGGCAGUGCAUUGAAUACUAUGCUGGCAUGGCUGGUACACUUGCAGGCCAGCAUGUCCAGCUUCCCGGUGGAUCAUUUGCUUACACCAGGAGGGAGGCCCUUGGUGUGUGUGUGGGAAUCGGUGCCUGGAAUUACCCCUUCCAGAUAGCAUCAUGGAAGUCUGCUCCUGCUCUGGCAUGUGGUAAUGCUAUGGUAUUCAAGCCUUCUCCAAUGACUCCUGUGACUGCCGUCAUACUGGCUGAGAUCUACAAAGAGGCAGGAGUACCUGACGGGCUCUUCUGUGUGGUGCAAGGUGGAGCAGAGACUGGCACCUUGCUCUGCCAUCACCCGAUGGUCGCCAAAGUCUCGUUCACUGGCAGCGUGCCGACAGGCAAAAAGGUCAUGGAAAUGUCUUCAAAGGGGGUGAAGCAGGUGACUCUGGAGCUUGGAGGGAAAUCUCCCCUCAUCAUCUUCAAAGACUGUGACCUGGAGAACGCAGUGAAGGGAGCACUCAUGGCAAACUUCCUCACACAGGGACAAGUUUGCUGCAAUGGGACCAGAGUGUAUGUUCAAAGAGAGAUCAUGCCGCAGUUCCUGGCAGAGGUGGUCAAGAGGACCCAGGCCAUCCCUUUGGGUGACCCCCUGCUGGAUGGCACUCGGAUGGGGGCACUGAUCAGUAAGCCACAGCUGGAGAAGGUGCUGGGAUUUGUCAGUCAAGCCAAGAAAGAGGGAGCCAAGGUGCUUUGUGGAGGGGAGCCUUUUGUACCCAGUGAUCCCAAACUGAAAGGAGGCUAUUUCAUGGCACCCUGCGUACUUGACAACUGCAGAGAUGACAUGACCUGUGUGAAGGAGGAGAUUUUUGGCCCAGUCAUGUCUGUCUUGCCUUUCGACACAGAGGAGGAAGUUCUCCGGCGGGCUAACAAUACCACUUUUGGACUGGCCUCUGGAGUCUUCACCAGGGACAUUUCACGAGCCCAUCGUGUGGCUGAGAACCUGGAGGCAGGAACCUGCUUCAUCAACAACUACAACGUUAGCCCUGUGGAAGUGCCAUUUGGCGGAUACAAGAUGUCAGGCUUUGGCAGAGAGAACGGCCAGGUGACAAUCGAGUACUACUCCCAGCUGAAGACUGUGGUCGUAGAAAUGGGCGAUGUCGAGAGCCUCUUCUGAAACUCCUCACCAAGUUUACACUGCUGUGACCAGAAAUUUAAUAAAACUCUUCACCCUUUAGUCAUGAUCACUACACCAGACAUGAGGACCUAUAGCACUCUCCUCUUUUGCACUGUUUGUAUUUUACCUGUGUACUUAGAGAAACAUGCCUGAAAAAAUCACAUGUAAGAACUGAAUAUGUGGACUAUUAUAGCUUCUUACCUGUUCACAGUCUUAAUUUUCAUUAGCUAACAAGUUAACCUGCUUUAGCAUUGAGCAAGUAAAUCAGUGCGCUGCUAAUCAAAUAAAAAAACCUGCCUUAAGUAGAAACUGAGAAGGAAACGGCAUUAGAAGAAAGACAGCUGGUGUCAGAUACUGUGAAUUUCAGUGAAAUUCUGUUGGACAGCUACUACCUUUUUGUAACAAAAUAAAUUCCAUUCAGAU
Molecule: messenger RNA, 2104 nt
Organism: Thunnus maccoyii (southern bluefin tuna)
Lineage: Eukaryota; Metazoa; Chordata; Actinopteri; Scombriformes; Scombridae
Gene: aldh9a1a.1
Product: aldehyde dehydrogenase 9 family, member A1a, tandem duplicate 1
Exons: 12
Coding region: 164-1681 (505 amino acids)
Molecular function (GO): 4-trimethylammoniobutyraldehyde dehydrogenase (NAD+) activity; aminobutyraldehyde dehydrogenase (NAD+) activity
Source: RefSeq, a predicted model, not a curated record